GUUCCAUACAUCUUAUCUAUCUAUAUGUAACAUGUAAUUGUCUUUAAACAUCUUGAAACCUGAGACUAUGAUACCGUCUCUUGUUCUUGUUUUUCUAGUCGUCUUUCCAUCGGCUCUUCCGGAGACCGAGAGUUGUCACGUGGGCUGGAUACAGUUUCAGGAAAAAUGUUAUUUUUUCAGCCACACAACAGCCACUUGGUUCGAUGCAGGAAGCGCGUGUUCACAGUUCCACUCAAAGCUGGCUGAACCACGAUCUGACGCUGAAAUAUCUUUCUUAAGAAGCCAUAGCCAGUCCCAAAAUAAGAAUAUGUGGAUCGGGGUGUCGGACAUUAUAGAAGAGGAUCGCUGGGUGUAUUCCUCCACACAAGAGGUAGUUCCACACAAUGAUUUCAAUCCUGGGGAGCCAGGCGGUCACCUAAGUCAGAACUGUGUCGCCCUUUGGAAGGAUCACCACGGAAAAUGGGCGGAUCAUGGUUGUUCUGAAAAGGAAUAUUACAUCUGUGAAGAAGUUAUGACGUCUGAUCCAGUCAAUGUCAUUGGUUGAAAAUCAAAAUGCAGAAUAUUACCAACGUACCGGAAGAAAUCGAUUGCGGCCAAGUAUAUCAGUAUAAUUAGAAUGUAAAUCGAUGAACACAAUUAUGGUAUUUGUGUAAUUCACUGUUAUUGGAUUGGAAUAUGAAUAAAGUUCGGUAUAAUAAG
This is a messenger RNA of Magallana angulata, 699 nucleotides long. RefSeq names its product low affinity immunoglobulin epsilon Fc receptor-like. The record is from RefSeq and is a predicted model, not a curated record. NCBI's taxonomy places the organism in Eukaryota, Metazoa, Mollusca, Bivalvia, Ostreida, Ostreidae. Bases 68 to 544 code for a protein of 158 amino acids. Gene Ontology annotation, molecular function: signaling receptor activity. The transcript is spliced from 5 exons.